This is a messenger RNA of Ipomoea triloba (trilobed morning glory), 1503 nucleotides long. Its product is annotated as acetyl-CoA acetyltransferase, cytosolic 1-like. NCBI's taxonomy places the organism in Eukaryota, Viridiplantae, Streptophyta, Magnoliopsida, Solanales, Convolvulaceae. The record is from RefSeq and is a predicted model, not a curated record. The coding region runs from base 115 to 1329 and encodes 404 amino acids. The transcript has 14 exons. Gene Ontology annotation, biological process: fatty acid beta-oxidation. Gene Ontology annotation, molecular function: acetyl-CoA C-acetyltransferase activity.
UAUAUAUACCCGCCUCCGUUUCCAAUUCAAUUCGCGUCCUAUCACUCAUUCUCCCUCCCAAGGAACCAACACUACAAUCAACACAGGUCGUCCAUUUGCAUACACUAACUGGCUAUGGCUCCAGCAACAGCAGAAACCAUCAAUGCUAGAGAUGUUUGCAUUGUUGGUGUUGCCCGUACACCAAUGGGUGCCUUUCUUGGCUCUCUUUCAUCAUUGCCAGCUACCAAGCUUGGAUCUAUAGCUAUUGAAAGUGCUCUUAAGAGAGCAAGUGUUGAUCCGUCUCUUGUUGAAGAAGUUUUCUUUGGAAAUGUACUCAGUGCAAAUCUGGGACAGGCUCCAGCCAGACAAGCUGCACUGGGUGCAGGAAUACCAAACACAGUGGUCUGCUCCACUGUUAACAAAGUUUGUGCAUCUGGAAUGAAAGCAACUAUGCUUGCUGCACAAAGUAUCCAAUUAGGCAUCAAUGAUGUUGUCGUGGCCGGUGGAAUGGAAAGCAUGUCUAAUGUUCCUAAAUACUUUGCAGAAGCAAGGAAAGGAUCUCGCCUUGGGCAUGAUUCUCUUGUUGAUGGGAUGCUUAAAGAUGGUCUGUGGGAUGUUUAUAACAAUUGCGGGAUGGGAGUAUGUGCUGAAUUAUGUGCUGAAACUCACAAACUCUCAAGAGAAGAUCAGGAUGACUUUGCAAUUCAAAGUUUUGAACGUGGGAUUGCUGCUAACAAUGCUGGUGCUUUUGCAUGGGAGAUUGUACCGGUUGAGGUGUCAGGGGGAAGAGGAAAGCCUUCCACUAUUGUUGAUAAGGAUGAAGGCCUAGGGAAGUUUGAUGCUUCAAAGCUGAGGAAACUUCGACCAAGUUUUAAGGAAGAUGGAGGUUCUGUGACUGCUGGUAACGCUUCCAGCAUAAGUGAUGGUGCUGCUGCUUUGGUAUUGGUCAGUGGAAAGAAAGCCAUUGAGCUUGGUUUAACAGUGAUUGCAAAGAUCACGGGAUAUGCAGAUGCUGCUCAGGCACCAGAAUUAUUUACAACUUCUCCUGCUCUUGCAAUUCCAAAAGCAAUAAAAAAUGCUGGUCUAGAAGCCUCUCAAGUUGAUUAUUACGAAAUAAAUGAAGCUUUUGCGGCUGUAGCCCUCGCAAAUCAGAAACUACUGGGGAUUAAUGCGGACAAAGUAAAUGUACACGGUGGAGCCGUGUCUCUGGGUCACCCUCUUGGAUGCAGCGGAGCCCGAAUAUUGGUUACACUUCUCGGGGUCCUGAAGCAGAAGAAUGGAAAAUACGGAGUUGGUGGCAUUUGCAACGGUGGAGGCGGCGCUUCAGCCCUUGUUUUAGAACUGCUGUAACCCAAUUUACGGCUAUUUACAGACAACCCAUAGAUUAUUGAUUACCAGACAUGGUGAUUUCGAGUAUAAAAUGAUGUUCGAAUUCCAUGUAUCUUUUGUAUUCUUCACCAAUAAAUACUAGUGUGUUUAAAUUAUUGAAGAAAUGUAUAACAUAAAUUAUUACUUUUUGUCUGA